AAUAUUACAUGUAGACAGUCAGUUAGUGAUUCAUAGUGUUUCAAAUUUCAUUCGUUUUUUUCUUUCAGAUUAUUGGAUUUCUAGGUAAACGUGGGCUUCACUGUUCAAAGUAAAAUAUCUCCAGCAAAAUGGCAGGACUGGUAAAAGCAAAGAAAUAUGACUGGAAGGAUUCCAACAUGGCCCUGUUUGGGUCAGACACUGAGAGACAGGUCAAAAAGGAAUCUGCCAUGACAGAACCAGCUUGGCAGGGAGCCGGAACUGAACCUGGUCUCCAAAUCUGGCGAAUUGUGAAAUUCCAAGUUACAGAUUGGCCUAAAGAGGACUAUGGAAAAUUCUACAAUGGGGAUUCCUAUAUUGUCCUUUAUACUUACAAGGAGGGUGAUUCCGAGGACCUGAAGUACGACCUCCAUUUCUGGAUCGGCAAGAACAGCUCACAGGAUGAGUAUGGAACUGCUGCAUACAAAACUGUAGAACUGGACACAUAUCUAGAUGACAAGGCUGUACAGCACAGAGAGGUUCAAGGUCACGAGUCUGAGAGGUUCAAAUCUUACUUCAAUGCUAUUCAGUUGUUGGAGGGUGGUGCCGAGACAGGCUUCAGACAUGUGGAACCCGUGGAGUACAAGCCCCGCCUAUUGCAGUUUAAUGGCAAGGGACGCCACAUCACCGUAAAGGAAGUUCCCUUCACAGAGAAGAGUUUGAAUUCUGAUGAUGUUUUUGUGUUGGACAAGGGACUGGAAAUCAUCCAGUGGAACGGAGCUGGGGCCAACGGCAUGGAGAAAAUCAAGGCUCAACAAUUCUGUCAGCAAUUGGAAGCUGAGAGAUCAGGGGCAAGUAACUCUGUAGUGGAGGAGGGAUCUCGCGCCCCGGCAUUCUAUGACGGUCUUCCUGAUGAAGAUGUGGAGAUGGAGGAGGAAGAUGAGGGAGUCGAGACAGGGGACAAAACUCUGAUGAAAGUCUCCGAUGCUGGUGGACAAAUUGAAAUGACUGAAGUUAAGACAGGAACUGUUACUAAGGAUGAUCUAACUUCAGAUGAUGUAUUCCUUGUGGACAAUGGCCUGCAGGUCUUUGUUUAUGUUGGUGCCAAUGCUUCUCCAGCAGAGAAGAGGAAUGGAUUUCCAUAUGCUCAUAAAUACAUCCAGGAGAACAACAGGAAGCCAUUUAUGCAUGUCACAGUGGUCAAAGAGGGUCAGCAGUCAGAGCUUGACAAUGUACUUGCCUAAAUAUGGACAUUAACCUCUGCCCACUUAGUCACAUGACUGCCCGUGUCACGUAGCUUGUAAAAAUACAUGUAUACAUGGCUUUUGCAACAGGGGACAUUGCAUUGUUGUGCGGCACCAUAUUUUUUUGGUACAAAUUAAUUUUUUUUUAAUUAAAAAAAAAUGUAGCCUGUUAUUUCAAUAAUUUUCUUCAUUAAUGUAAAAUAAUUUUUUUUUCCAAAUGUUUUCAUUUUACAAAUUUUUUUUUUUCACAAGUGCUUUACAUAAGGCAAUAUUUACAUGACAACUAUACCUUAACUGCCUGGAGGGCUUUCAAACAGAAAUAUCCUCUGUGACUUUGUCUUGGUAUUUAGUAUAGAAUUGCUGUCUUUUUCAUUUUAUUCUUUGCCGGGCAUUUCCAUAACUGGUGGUGCAUUUUUUUUUUGAGAUCAGUAUAGUCUGUUGUCCUCUAUAUAUCAUUAUUUGUAUGUUGUGGUUAUACUGUAUAUCCUUAAGCCAUAUGAAAAAAAAAUAAAAAAUGAGAAUAGUGCUUAGAUGCUUGAAUCAAAGAAAGCAUACAUUUUGUUAAAAGUUGACUGUUAUGUUUCAUUUUUUUCAUGGUAUUUUCUAACAAUUUGUAGACAGGUUUAUACACUGCUCAUUGAAAUUUUAUUUUUUUUCAUUUUUGCUUUAUUGGUUUGUCUUGUUGAUGACGAAAUUUUCAGUUUUUUUUAUUAAGAUUUUGUAAGUUAUUCUAUUCUGCUUUUUUUUGCAUAUUUUUUGUUUAAAAAGUUCUUAUUUAUAUACAAAUUAUUGUUUUUUUACGAGCUGCAAUAGAGAUGAUGGUCAUAUGUUGGUCAUGUGACUUGUCUCCUUAACAACCACUCCUGCUUCUUGUAGAUAUCUUAAUAACAUCUAAAAAUAAAAUAUUUCACACAA
Saccostrea echinata is the source of this 2135-nucleotide messenger RNA. Its product is annotated as gelsolin-like protein 2. Gene Ontology annotation, molecular function: actin filament binding. Bases 129 to 1220 code for a protein of 363 amino acids. NCBI's taxonomy places the organism in Eukaryota, Metazoa, Mollusca, Bivalvia, Ostreida, Ostreidae. The transcript is spliced from 12 exons. The record is from RefSeq and is a predicted model, not a curated record.